CCGCGCGAGUUCCGGCUCGCUGCCCUCUAAGUAGGAAGCGCCUCUGCUUCUGGCUUCUGACAGAGAUGGCGACGUUGGCUGGCGAGAGCCGGGAGGCGUGGGAGCGGCUCGGCCUCUGGGAGCGGCUCCCUCGGCCCCUGGCGCCCCUCAGCGAGCGGCAGCUGGACUCCGUGGCAGCGCUGCGCGAAGCCUUGCCCGGCCUGCCCGCCCCGCCGGAGCUUCCCAUUGAAGAUUUAAGCAGCCUUGGGCAGCCAUCAUUAACUGUAACAUUGACAGCCAUGGUGCCACAAUCCACUGAAGAUAUAAUCUUGAAAGGAUUUUCUGUUUUGGGCAUGGAAAAUGAAAGAAUUGAAACUGCACAACAGUUCUUCUCAUGGUUUGAUCAACUUGGUACCCAAAUGGAUCAAGAUGAAGGGGCUAAGUACAGGCAGACAAGGCUUUAUUUAUCUGGUUUUGAAGAGCAGUGUGAUGCUAUAUUGAGUGAUGUGAACAGUGCUCUUCAGCACUUGGAAUCAUUGCAGAAGCAAUAUCUCUUUGUCUCAACCAAAACAGGAACACUCCAUGAAGCCUGUGAACAACUGUUGAAAGAACAGUCAGAGCUUGUUGAACUGACAGAAAACAUCCACCAGAAAUUGUCAUAUUUCAAUGAACUGGAAAAUAUUAAUACAAAAUUGAACUCCCCAACAUUGUCUGUAAACAGUGACGGUUUCAUCCCUAUGCUUGCUAAACUUGAUGACUGUAUUGCAUAUAUUUCAUCACAUCCAGACUUUAAAGACUAUCCUGUAUAUUUAGCUAAGUUUAGACAAUGCCUUUCUAAAGCCAUGCAUCUCAUGAAAACAUACACAGUGCAUACACUGCAGCACUUGACAAGUCAGUUAAUUAAAAGGGAUCCUUCUGUUCCACCAAAUUCAGAUAAUGCCUUCACUUUAUUUUAUGUAAAGUUCAGAGCUGCUGCACCCAAAGUCAGAACACUUAUUGAGCAAAUAGAGCAGCGAUCUGAGAAAAUGCCAGAGUACCAGCAACUGUUAAAUGAAAUCCAUCAAUGUUAUCUUGAUCAGAGGGAACAUUUACUGGGUCCUAGUAUUACUAGUACUGUAACAGAAUUAACCAAUCGCAACAACAGAGAUCAUUGUGCUUUGGUACGAAGUGGCUGUGCCUUUAUGGUUCAUGUGUGCCAAGAUGAGCAUCAACUGUAUGAUGAGUUCUUCACAAAACCAACAUCAAAACUAGAUGAACUUUUGGAAAAAUUAUGCCUGUCAUUAUAUGAUGUCUUCAGGCCAUUGAUUAUCCAUGUAAUUCACUUAGAAACACUGUCUGAGCUCUGUGGGAUUCUGAAAAAUGAAAUGCUUGAAGACCACGUGCAAAACAAUGCGGAACAGCUGGCUGCCUUUGCUGCUGGAGUUAAGCAGAUGCUGGAGGAUGUCCAAGAGCGCCUAGUCUACAGAACAUACAUCUAUAUUCAGACUGACAUUGCUGGUUACAAACCUGCUUCAGGUGAUCUUGCGUAUCCUGCUAAGUUGGAAAUGAUGGAGCAAAUUGCUCAGAGCUUAAAAGAUGAAGAGAAGAAGUUACCUGCAGAUGCUAUGAAGGUGGAUGAUCCAAAAACCUACAAUGUGGUUAAACUUGACACAUGGGAAUCCAGUAACCCCAGACUUCAGACUACAAUUUCACCUGCUGAUCUCCAUGGAAUGUGGUAUCCUACCGUCAGAAGGACACUUGUGUGUCUCUCCAAGCUUUACAGAUGUAUUGAUAAAGCAGUGUUUCAAGGAUUGUCACAGGAGGCCUUAUCUGCCUGUAUACAGUCAUUGUUAGCAGCUGCAGAGUCCAUCACUAAAAAUAAGACCCAGAUAGAUGGACAGCUUUUCUUGAUAAAACACCUUUUGAUUCUUCGUGAACAAAUUGCUCCAUUCCACACUGAAUUCACCAUUAAGGAGAUUUCUUUGGAUCUUAAGAAGACCAGAGAUGCCGCAUUUAAAAUCCUGAAUCCAAUGACAGUUCCACAUUUUUUUAGAUUGAGUAGCAGUAAUGCCCUCAUACAGUUUUUACUGGAGGGUACUCCAGAAAUCAGAGAACAUUACAUCGACUCUAAAAAGGAUGUAGAUCGACACCUCAAGUUUGCCUGUGAGCAGUUCAUUCAGCAGCAAACUAAGCAACUUGUAGAACCUCUGGAGGAAUUCCUUGCAAAGGUAUCUGCUUUGAAGACAGUGGCUACUCAAAAGGGUCCAAAAUACAACCUCUCCCAGCAGCCUUGGGCACAACCAGCAAAGAUCAGCGACUUGGUAUCUUCAACAUACAAGACAAUAAAAACAAAACUCCCAUCAACUUUACAGAGUAUGUCCCUGUAUUUAGCCAAUAAAGACACAGAAUUCAUUUUGUUCAAGCCAGUAAAAAACAAUAUUCAGCAAGUGUUUCAGAAACUGCAUGCUCUUUUGAAUGAAGAAUAUAGUAAGGAAGAUCUCCAGAUCAUAGCUUGCCCUUCAAUGGAACAGGUAAACCUGCUGUUGUCUGUAACAAAGUAGCCUGGUGAUGCCUUUUGAGAGGCCUUUGAACUACGCACCUAGCAGUGAGGAAGACAUAGACCAUUGAUUAGAAAUCAACAAGAUUUGCUAUGUCGUCUUAUUCCUUUUAACUUAGUCCAACUGUUCUACUACCACUUGUUCCAGAAGAAGAUGACCAACAAAACUGCUUUUAUUUUAUAUUGCAAAGCAGUACUACUAAAGUUUCAGGGCACUUCAGCGCUUAUCAUCAGCUUCUUUCUUGAGCAGAAAUUCUCACCAGGAAUUCCAUCCCAAGUGCUGCUCCAGUCCACAUCCAUUUACACAUACAGUGAAUACAUCUUUUAAGGGGAAUAUGUUGAAACAAAAUUGUGAGGACCCAUUUUAAAGAAGCGGGAAUCCAAGUCUCCUAUAUGUCAGACAUACUCCAGUUUGUAUGCAUACAGUGUUUUCCAUAUUUCAGUAACAUUUUCUGGAAGGCAGAGUAACGUGUGGCAAAUCCUGUGUUGCUGAUGAGUGGUAAAGGCAUAUUAUGGUAUAUUUCUCAUUUUGGGUCAUUUCACUGUAAUAUUGGUGCAUAUGAGGCUAAGUCUUGAGCAUAAUGAAAAAUACGAUGUUGGCUUCAUAUUUAUGAAUCUUCCAUAAUUUCUUUGAAAAUUCCAUUAUUUGUGAUGUUUGUGCAUUCUCUUAUUCUGGAAAUGAACUUAUUUGCCAUAAAAAGAACACAGGGUAUGAGUACAGUAUGUACAGAGAACUCAUAGCUAAUUUCAGAUUUUUAACUAAUCAUAAGAGUGGGGCCUUUCAGAAUAUAAAUAUUUGUGGGAUGGGAAAUGCAAUCAAACUGCCAAAUGACAAUUUCAUUAAAUAGAGAACACUUAUUAAGUGGAUUCCCCCCCUUUUUUCAUAGAUAGUAGUGUUGUGCAUUUGGAGUAAACCUUGACCCGUUUGAUGUCCUGGCUUUUGGUGGGGGCUCCGAUCUGUUUUUUGAGAGCCUUCCGAAAUUUUCGGUUUGGGGCCUUGAAAGAUCCAUUUUCUAUCAGAUCAUAAUGGGGUGGGGUUUCCCACCCAGGCUCCCCUUCCUGGGGCGUGCUUUAAUGAGGCUUCUUACUUGCUGUUUCUACUCUAGAGGAGGUGCUCAGCUGCAGGUACUGGAAGGUGCGCACGCUUUCUGGACCUUCAUGCCACGCCACACACACACUCUCCUUGGAAAGAGAGUGCGUGUGUAGUGUGCAGGCCCAGAAAGUGCGUACACGCCUGCUAGUGCCUGUAGCCAAGAGGCACUCGGCUGCAGACGAAAGCAGGCUUGGAGCCAGGAUCGGCUCCAGCUUGCUUUUGUGUUGAGUUUAUUUUUAUGCGGGGAGGGAGCUUCUUGUUUUGUGGUCCCGAACUAACGAAAGAAACAAAUGAAACAAGAGAAAUGAAUUCAGCACACAACUCUCAUAGAUAGGUCGUAACUUGAAACCUGUGUGCACUGGGAAGCCACUACUGACAGUGACUUUGAUGCACACCUCAGUUCAUGCAAAUUAUACAUUCCUGCAAUUUGUCUCUUGUGGUUGCAUGCAAGAACCACAGUGCCUGAUGGAAACUGAGACUGCAGAGUGGGGUCGCUUUCUCCCUCUUGUGAAUUAAAGAAAGCAUUUUCAGAGAAUUAGUUUUUGGUGGUAUACCCUUUUACAAAUUCUAGCAGAUUUAAGAUAGAUAAAAAAGAGUAAUGGCUCUGAACAAAAUAAAUCUGAAUUUGAGCUAUUUUUCAAUGAUGAACAUGUAAAAAUGAAUAAACUUUUGUUAAGAUUUGAUAAAGGAAAAGAACAUGUUAAUUGUGGGGAAAGAUAUGGUCAAAAGUGUUAAAAUUUAUAUUAUGCUCUAAACAGAUUUUAAAUAAAAUGAUGCAUCACUGGUACAUGACCCUGGAGGGAAACUGGCUAGAAUGCAAAAAGAUGUGAAUGAUGUGAGGGGACAUUGAGGCUCUGAACUGGAUCAUAUGCAGUGUAGACUCAUACAAUCCAAUUCAAAGAAGAUAAUUUGGAUUCAGAAACUGGACUAUAUGGCAGUGUAGAUCCAACCUAAGUCAUAUGUUGUGGUAAUGUGAAUAAGCUAAAAAGUAUUGGGAUCAAGUGCAUUUCCUAAUGCACAGGACUUUAAAUGUUAGCCAGUUAAACCCAAAACUCCUCCUUUGGGGCUUAUGGCUGAGCAACAGGAAAGGGAACAUAGAAGAGUCCUACAAUAAAGGAUACACAGAGCAAGACUGGCAUAUGCAUAAAGAUGGAAGAACUCCACAGCAACCACGAUAUGAGCUUGGGCUAAUAUUUAUUAAAUCAUUUACACAAUAGAACAUGCUUUCAAUUCAGUAUUUUUAUUAAUUGCCAAUAAUAAUCCACUGCAAUGAGAAAACAAAACACGAGUUGGUUCUGGUUUUGAAGUGUGUGAGCAUGAACGCAAAUGUGCAUUAACUGAAAAAUCCAUAUGGAUAGCUAAUACUGUCAAGCACGUUUUUUGCAGAGUAGAUUAGUCCAAUCCUCUAAUUGUAGUUCCAGACCUAAAUUCAAUUAACAUUGCUGCAGGUAAUGAGUGCAAAUCAAAAGCAUUUUAAAAGUCCAUUAAAACACACAAAGAUGUCACUGAAUGGGACUCCAUCCCAUGCCUAAACCACAAGAACUGUCGGGAGCUAUAAAUAUUUCCAGUGACAUUUAAGCACUAACCAUCCUUGGUAAUGAAAAUGUGAAUUCUCCACCAUGGUGGAAACAGCAUUGUCUAGCUUUGUGUAUUAAUUUAUUAAUUUAGUUUAUUAAUUUAUGUUUUGAUAAGCUUUGUUAAUUAAAGUGACUCAAAGUGAUAUUUGAUAAUAAGUAAAAAUGGGAAAUUCCUUCUUUUCUCCUCUUAAAAAAUCUUUCAGUCAUUUUUUUCAAUAUAAGAUUUUUAAAUCUAUACAAAACCAAAUGUACAUAUUUACAUUCAUAAUAUUAAAGCACUUCAUGUUUGGCUGUUCCGGGAUGGGGAGGGGAGUCAGCAACAGAGAAAUCCUGAUAUUUUGGAUCCUUGCUAAUAGCAACAGAGAAAUCCUGAUAUUUUGGAUCCUUGCUAAUAAACACAUAAAAGAGAAUUGCUAGCAUCAAGACCGUGAUUUAGUUGUCAUUGUUGUCAGUGAAACUAUAAAAACAGCAGCAGGAAAAAAGGCAUUUUAUAUUUUAAAAUGUUAUUGUAGAGUCCCUUUUCUUUUUCAACCAACUAUGAAGAAACAUCUGUUUUAUUUCAAUUUGUGAAAGUAACAUUGAGGAUCAGAUGGUUUACUUCUAAGGAACUGUGUACAAGGGGUGCUCUUAUUAAUUCAAGGAGCUCAAAAUGAAAGUAGCUUUGGACAUCGAAUUACACAAACGGUUGCUUCUGGUUUGUUUUGAAGAGGCAGGCAAUCAUUCCAUUUGCAACCAAUUCUUUUAAAAGGCACAUUCAGAAACAUGUCAGCAUUUGCUCCAGAGUGAGAAAAUUCCUGUGAUGUAAUCUAGUACCUCAUAUGUGCGGUUGCAUAAUGUGACGCUCAGUCAAAAGUGUGAGAACCACAGAAGGGGGAAAGGAACCGCAAUAGGAAGAUUGUUUUGAGGGCAGCGGGGAGGUGGAAUGUUUCCUCAAAUCAGGGCAAUGAGCCAGUUUUGCUUCUCCUGCUAAUUGAGAGUCAAAGCAGGAAACCAGCUUAUACAAGGCAUCAAUGCAAUCAACAUCCCCUUAUUCUCAAAAAAGAAAACAAACCUCCUGCAGCUAGUUCAAAGGAUAAGAAAAAAAGUGGCAGCAACAAUGUUCUUAUUUGUUCUAUGCAGGGCUCAAGCAAAGGUAACACUUGCACUAGUUGGAAACAUUUGCUUUGGGGAGCUUGUAAGGUGCUGUUCUGACUUGAUUUGGGCUGAAACAUGCAAUGUUGAACGUCUAAAUUUCUCACAGGUAAUCUGGAUUAAAAUCCUAUACAAAUAAUUUUGUGGUUUAAAAAUUUAAGGAUAAUUUCUUUACAUUCAGUGUUCCUGUUGGUGCCCCUGUCUUUUCUGAGUCUGGUUAUUACUUCCCUUCUGUGCCUUUCCACAAUCAAGUACAGUAGAGUCUCACUUAUCCAAGCUAAACGGACCGGCAGAAGCUUGGAUAAGCGAAUAUCUUGGAUAAUAAGGAGGGAUUAAGGAAAAGCCUAUUAAACAUCAAAUUAGGUUAUGAUUUUACAAAUUAAGCGCCAAAACAUCAUGUUAUACAACAAAUUUGACAGAAAAAGUAGUUCAAUACGCAGUAAUGUUAUGUCGUAAUUACUGUAUUUACGAAUUUAGCUCCAAAAUAUCAUGAUAUAUUUAAAACAUUGACUACAAAAAUGGCUUGGAUAAUCCAGAAGCUUGGAUAAGCAUGGCUUGGAUAAGUGAGACUCUACUGUAUUAUUACUUAAAAUAUCACUAUUACUGUUCAUAUAUUUUUGUCAAAGCAAAGCUGUUGCCGAUUAGCGAAAGGCUGAUAAAAUUAACAGCUGUAUGACUGAUAAAAUCUUUAGAUUCCCCAAACUCCGAUACUGCAAAAAGUAGCACGUUGGUAAUAGAUCUGAUUUGCAUAUUUUGCUUUAGGUAGGACUGGAGAGCAAGACUCAACCACUUCUACCACACCAAGGAGCCCCCAGUGGUGCAAUGGGUUAAACCCUUGUACUGGCAGGACUGCUGACUAAAAGGUUGGCAGAACUCCCGUCUGUCAGCUCCAGCUUCACAUUCGGGGACAUGAGAGAAGCCUCCCACAGGAUGAUAAAACACCUGGGCAUUCCCUGGGCAACGUCCUUUCAGACUGCCAGUUCUCUCACACCAGAAGUGACUUGCAGUUUAUCAAGUCACUCCUGACACACACAAAACCUGCACUAGAUGGGCAUGCAGGCUAGGCUACAUCUGUAUGGCCUCAUGAUCUUCACUCUCAGCCUAUAGUGAAGAAGAGUAAAGUGCUAGCCCUGGAGAAAAGAGAACUAAUGUGGGAGAGGAAGUUGUGAGGAAAUGGAAGCCUGACACUUGGAAGCCUGCUCACUUGCUUCAAAUGUUGCAUUAAGCAUGAACACAUUUCCCCAAGGACUGGGAAUCCUCUUGAUGGGAAGAAUGAAAAGUUCAUUGGGAGUGAGAUUGAGAUGUCAUGGGGAUUACAGAAAACUAGCUGACGUGCAGUGACAAGGAUGAGAAUGUGCUCUUCAUGCUUGGGAAAGUGCUCUUCACACUUGAGAAUGUGCUCUUCCCUUCCAACCAGGUUUCCAGACACUUGCCUCCCCUUUCAAAGGCACAGAUUCCAAAGGAAGGGAACAAGAUCUCCCUGAAAUUUUGACAGGAUAAAAUUGUAGCCUCGCUGUCUACCAGCCGAGAUGCAGUUAAAAAGUUUGUAACACACAAAAUAAAAAUAAAUCCACCAGCUGUUCACAUUUUGUCCUGGCCACAAACACAAACAUUGUUUCACCACAUUCUGUUUCUUUCACUCAAUGUCACUGUGAAGAGUAAUAUAUAGGUACUGAAUGAAAGCUAAGCCUCAUCACAUCAUCUGCUGGAAAAUAAAAACAUACCCACACAGCACUGGAGAAAGCUUGACUUCUAUUUUCUCUGUCCCAGUCAACCUCCAAAGGAGAAGCGAGCUUUGCGCCGAUCUUGCCACAUUCCAAAUCCAUUUCUUUUCUCUCUCUCAUGUCAUUCACAAAAUUCUUUAAAAAAAUUAAAUCCACCUUUUCACAUCAGUCUCCAUCCUAAUCUCUCUCACGGUCCCUCUCUCUUGAUUAAAGGAACAGAAAAAGAAUGGCUUUUAAAGAGAUAAAAGUUUCACAUAGUUGCCUGGGAAAGUACCAAAUUGUUGUGUUCUUCUGGAUGUGCC
Molecule: messenger RNA, 8342 nt
Organism: Anolis carolinensis (green anole)
Lineage: Eukaryota; Metazoa; Chordata; Lepidosauria; Squamata; Anolidae
Gene: cog3
Product: component of oligomeric golgi complex 3
Exons: 23
Coding region: 66-2519 (817 amino acids)
Biological process (GO): intra-Golgi vesicle-mediated transport; intracellular protein transport; Golgi organization
Cellular component (GO): COG complex; membrane; cis-Golgi network
Source: RefSeq, a predicted model, not a curated record